Lottia gigantea (owl limpet) is the source of this 606-nucleotide messenger RNA. RefSeq lists its product as hypothetical. The record is from RefSeq and is a predicted model, not a curated record. Lineage: Eukaryota; Metazoa; Mollusca; Gastropoda; Lottiidae. The coding region runs from base 1 to 606 and encodes 201 amino acids. The transcript has a single exon.
AUGGACAGGAGAGCACGUGACGCCAUAGGAAUUCCCCGCGCUCGAAAGAAAGAUAUGGAAACGGCUCUUCUAACAGCUAGACAUCCUAAAGAUUCUAAAUUUGGAGAAUGUUUGAUCAACUUGAAUACCAAGAAAGAUCCCCUGUUAAAUUCUCAAUUAACCAAACUCAAGUCGGAAAUGAGGAGAAUGAAACUUCAAGCCAAUCAGGUUAAAGACUAUUUUGUACGCAGAAGUCAAGUGUUGAACUAUGAACCCAUGAUUCUCGUUGAACGUCCGCCAUCUUCUAAGUUUAAACCACAAAUUGUCGGUAUGACUUCGGAGGAAAUUGAAGAUUUAGAAAAACCAGGUUAUAUGAGACGAUUGCGCACACGCUGCAAAACACCGGUGCAGAUUUCCAAGAUCGAAGCGUUCACAAGGAGAACGAGUAAAAAACGUAACGUGUGGGAAAAAUUCGAGGAUGAUAAGUCGUAUUUCACUAGUACAGUUCGCCCAUACAGUAGAUUGAAUAACACGGAGAGAACUGAAUUAAAAUAUGGAUGGAAUCAUCAUAAACCGCAAUAUUCACAAGAAUCCAAUGGAAAACAACUUGUUUCUAAAAAUGAUUGA